ACAGGGCAGGCAAAAUGUUGAUGAACGUGCCCCGAGCCAAGCUGGCGUUGGCGUUGUGUCUGCUUGCGCUACUAAAGUGUUCGACCGCUGAGCCGCGUCCUGAUUUUGCUCUCGAUGCUAGCGUCACCGGUAAGGGUAAGGUGUCGAGCAGCUCGAGCGUGAUCGGAAGCAUCUCGACGGCCGUCAACAGUACCACGGGAAACAUCACGCUAAUCUCCGACAACCAGCUACUACGGGAUGUGCUCGGAAUCGUCGUGCAGGUGGCCGAUCGGUUCAACACGAUGGGAAGUGCGAUCUCCAGCACGAUCGUCAGCCUUGCGCAGGAUAACAGUGGCAACGUGACGGGUGCAUUCGGGCCGGCUCUCAGUGCGGUCGAAGCAGUCACCAACUACACGCAAAACACGCUACCGGGCAUCAUGGUCACUCUGCAGACAAUGAUUCAGAAGGGUCUGGGGGCGAAGUUUAUCGACAGCUUCCAGCACAUUGGCAAAGCGUUGGGACAGAUCAACGGAACGCUCACGACGCUCCUGGGUAAGGCACAGAACGCGAUCCUUCAGGCCGGUAGUGCCACCGUUCCGGCCGCCAUCGUCGCGAGCAAUCUCAAACCGACGCUAGUGCUGGCGCUGUACAAUCAGCUGAAGCAGCUGAAGGGUAGCAUCCCGGUGUUGCAGUAUACCGUCGAUAGCUCGAUCGAGAACGUGCUCGUAGCGGACAGCUUUUUGACGGUGUUGAAGAACGAUAUUGACCAGACGAUCGGCAGCUCGUCGGAGUUGCUUGACCCCCUGGAUGAACCGCUCGGUGCGAUCAAUCAGACGAUUAGUGGUAGCGUCAUCGGUAAGAUCGGUGCUGAUCUCACUAACCUGUCCGCCGAAGCACUGCUGCUGACUAACCUGACGACGGUCCCGAGCGGCGCUAACCUGACGAGUGCCGUCCAGCAGUACAACAGUAGCCUGAUCACGUUCAGCACUAAGAACCCAAGUGUUCCCGCUCUCCUGGAAGGAGUGCGCACCACGGUAACGGCCGCAUUCGGCAUUCUGGAUCCACUGGUCAACACCAACAAUGGUUCACUGGUGACCUUGCUCAUCAGCACGCUGGUGGCGAACGAUCGCUACUCGCGCUACUGUUUCCACAAGUACAAGGGUUACUUCUCCUGGAUGAUCGCCGAGUAUGCUUAUGAGGCAUCGUCGUGUAUCGUGGACGAGGUACCGCGCCUACAGAAGUACCAACGGACGCUCGAGCUCAUUCUCGAUACGCUGGUGUACGAUUACGAGGAUGUGCUCGGCGAGCUUGCCAUCUGCAAUGGUAUCGCAUCGACCACCAACCGGGGCGACUGUGUAGCGCUGCUCAACACCUUCUACCAACCGCUGGCCGAGGCGUUCGGUGGAAAGCUGGAUCUGUUGUACCGUUCGCUUGACCACGAGCUGCACGCCAGUGGCUACCGGAUGACGGUCUGCAUUCGGGUCAAACUGUUCGAGAUCGACUUCGCCCAAGAUUUGCUUGACUUUGAGGCCGCCCUCAACGUGUGUGCCGUCGAUGGUCCAACAGCCUCCCUCGACUACUACCUGACCGACAAUACAACCGAAUAAUGAUGAUGAUGAUAAUGAUAAUGAUGAUGGUGAUGAUUUGCAAAUAAAACUGCUCCUCUUCUCUCCCG
This is a messenger RNA of Anopheles aquasalis, 1654 nucleotides long. RefSeq lists its product as uncharacterized. The record is from RefSeq and is a predicted model, not a curated record. Lineage: Eukaryota; Metazoa; Arthropoda; Insecta; Diptera; Culicidae.